This is a messenger RNA of Dentiscutata heterogama, 471 nucleotides long. The record is from the annotation of a GenBank genome assembly. NCBI's taxonomy places the organism in Eukaryota, Fungi, Glomeromycota, Glomeromycetes, Diversisporales, Gigasporaceae.
AUGAUAAACUUUACUAGAUAUUUUGAUGAAGAUAAAUUAAUAUUUCAAAAUGAGUUAGAUAUUGAAAAAAAAAGUUUAGCAGAAUUUGAUGAUUGGCAUUUGAUAGAUAGAGAUUUCAUCUAUAAAAACACUACUUUAAAGCAAGCAUCAUUUACUACUUUAGAAAAUAAAAGUAUUAUUCAUUUUAUAAAUAGAAUGAAAAAACAAGGAAUAGAAGUACCUUCACCAAGAUUUUCAUAUUAUAUAAUAGCUAUUAAUUCGGAAACAGGCAUAUCAAAUCAAAUGGUAUUGGUUGAUCAUUUUGAUCCAAAUAAGUAUAAAAUUGAUAAAUAUCAUUAUUUAAAAGGUGAAAAACUUUUAAAAAAUUUGAUUAGUAAAUACACAAACGAUAUUAGUGUGAUAGAUAAUUUUAUUGGUGAAAAUACUAAAAAAGUUGAUAAAGAUGAGGAGGAUCCGUUUGAGAAUAAUUAA